Messenger RNA from Electrophorus electricus (electric eel), 1811 nucleotides. RefSeq names its product heterogeneous nuclear ribonucleoprotein H1, like (gene hnrnph1l). Gene Ontology annotation, molecular function: RNA binding. NCBI's taxonomy places the organism in Eukaryota, Metazoa, Chordata, Actinopteri, Gymnotiformes, Gymnotidae. The record is from RefSeq and is a predicted model, not a curated record.
CCGGAAGAUGCUCAAAAAGGAAGUCGACCACGCUGGAUAGGCAACAGCCACUGUGAACGCUACGUAUUGUGUAACCAUGUCGGACGAGGAGGGAUUUGUCGCAAGGAUCAGGGGAUUGCCGUGGUCAUGCUCUGUGGACGAAGUGUCCAGAUUUUUUGCAGAUUGCAAAGUUGCUAACAGUGGCACAAGUGUCCAUUUCACCUACACUCGAGAAGGCAGGCCGAGUGGAGAGGCUUUUGUGGAAUUUGAGUCAGAGGAAGACGUAAAGAAGGCACUCAAAAAAGACAGAGAAACCAUGGGCCAUAGAUAUGUGGAAAUAUUUAAGUCCAACAGUGUGGAGAUGGAUUGGGUUCUUAAGCACACUGGUCCAAACUGCCCAGAGACAGAGGGAGAUGGGCUGGUGCGUCUGCGUGGCCUGCCUUUUGGUUGUAGCAAGGAGGAGAUUGUACAGUUCUUUUCAGGGUUGGAAAUCGUGCCAAAUGGGAUAACAUUGCCGGUGGACUACAUGUGGAGGAGUACGGGGGAGGCCUUCGUGCAGUUUGCUUCACAGGAUAUAGCUGAAAAGGCUCUAAAGAAACACAAGGAAAGAAUAGGGCACAGGUACAUUGAAAUCUUCAAGAGCAGCCGUGCUGAGGUGAGGACGCACUAUGAACCCGCCCGCAAAGGCAUGGGUGUGCAGAGACCAGGCCCGUACGAUAGGCCCAGCGGAGGGGCCGGGCGUGGUUACAACAGCAUGAGCCGUGGGGGGUCCUUCGACAGGACACGCCGAGGGGGCUAUGGCGGAGGAGUGUCGGAUGCUCCAUACCGCGAUGGUGGAAACAACUUUCAGAGCACGACUGGCCACUGUGUGCACAUGAGAGGGCUUCCGUACCGUGCCUCGGAGAAUGACAUCUACAGUUUCUUCUCCCCUCUUAACCCGGUCCGUGUGCACGUGGAGGUUGGUCCAGACGGGCGGGUGACCGGAGAGGCUGAUGUGGAGUUUGCCACCCACGAGGAUGCUGUGGCUGCCAUGUCCAAAGACAAGGCCAACAUGCAGCAUCGCUAUAUCGAGCUGUUCCUCAACUCGACAGCUGGGGGCAAUAAUGGAGGCUAUGGGGGUCACGUGGUAGGAGGAAUGGGUAAUGACUCCUCAUAUGGGCCUGGGGGUCAGCAAAUGGGAGGUGGUUACAAUGGAGGGUAUAAUAACCAGUCCAGCAUGGGGGGAUACAAUAAUUACAGUAACCAGAACAACAGUUACUACGGCAGCAGCCGGGGCUCAAUGGGCAUGAAUGGCGGCAUGAGCAUGGGAGCGGGGUGGGGCAUGUGAGAGCAACCAAGUGGUGCUCCAAACACAGCUGGGGCUGAAAGGACAUGUUUUGUUCAGAAUGCCAAGAUAUUGGGGCCCAAGAGUUUGUUGUGUGUGUGUGUGGAGCGUAGGAGUCCUUUCUCCUCUGUGCACCUCUGUUGCCUGACACUGCAGUCAGUUUCUGUGGCCUGAAUUUGGCCAAACAGCUGAGUACAGUGGUGUGCUUCUGGCAUAUGAGCUUCUGCCUUGUAGACAUGCAGUCCAGAAACCAAGUUUAUUGUUGUAAAUAUUACAAAUGCUGAGUACAUUGGCUGUAGAAUGCGGUUCUUUUAAUAAGUACUUUAAUGUUUUGAGUAUGGAUUUUUAUGUGUAAUUUUUAAAAACUUUAAUGGAAUUUUUUUCAUCUAAUUUGAUACAAAAGGGUUAGAUAUUUUAAAUGUAUAAUUAUUAGUUAGACCAUUUCUUCCCAUGAUCUGUUACUGGUUUCUCUAGUACAUGUGGUUAAUAAACAUAUGAUUAUACUGUG